This is a messenger RNA of Chinchilla lanigera (long-tailed chinchilla), 2321 nucleotides long. RefSeq names its product lipopolysaccharide-binding protein-like. Lineage: Eukaryota; Metazoa; Chordata; Mammalia; Rodentia; Chinchillidae. Bases 29 to 1576 code for a protein of 515 amino acids. The record is from RefSeq and is a predicted model, not a curated record. The transcript is spliced from 14 exons. Gene Ontology annotation, biological process: acute-phase response; lipopolysaccharide-mediated signaling pathway; defense response to Gram-negative bacterium. Gene Ontology annotation, molecular function: lipopolysaccharide binding.
UCUGCCCAGGAAAGAGCUGAGGACAACGAUGGUGGCCAGACCAUACUGUGUGGUAGUGGUCCUACUGCUGCUGGCAGGAGUUUCUAAGAUUGGAGAAGGGAAUUCUAACCCUGGGUUCCUGGCCAGAAUCACCAAGAAGGGCCUGGAAUAUGCCCAACAGUAUGCAGUCACUACCCUGAAGAAGGAGCUGUCCACCACCAGGUUGCCUGAUUUAUCAGGAAGUUCUAAUAUAGAUUGGGUUGGAUGGGUGAGCUACGAUUUUCACAGCCUGAAAAUCCAUCACUUUGUACUCCAGAACUGGAAUCUGAAUCUACUUCCGGAGCUGGGCAUAAGAGCGUCUCUGUCCAAUAACUACAUGUCUGUGGGCGGGAAUUGGAAGGUGAACAAAGCAUUCAUCACUCUACAGGGCACAUUUGAUCUGAAGGUAUAUGGCAUUUCCAUAUCAGUUUCUCUGAAUUUGGGCAAGGACCAAUCUGGACGGCCCACUGCCUUGGUGACCCAGUGCAGCAACUCCAUUGGCCAUGUUAGCAUUGACAUUUCUGGAAGCUUAAGCUGGAUCCUAAACCUCUUCCAUGAAAGAAUUGAAAACAAUAUCAAAAUGGUCUUGCAACAAAAGCCUGCCCUUUCCUGUCUCACAGUCACAGUGAUGAUUGACAAGGUUGCAAGCCUUGACUACAGAUUGGUAGGAGCCCCCCAGGUGACCUCUGAAGGCCUGGAUAUUCCCUUCAAGGGGGAGUUCUUCAGCCAAAGCCAGCCCUCACUGGUGCCUUUUGAAGUGCCACCCAUGACGCUGCCCCCACAACAUGACCACAUGAUUUACUUGGCAGUCUCUGAAUACAUGGUCAACACAGCCAGCCGGGUUUACCACCACGCUGGGAGCAUGAAGGUCAUCAUCCGAAAUGAACACCUGAAGAAUCUGACAAAGCUGGCUGCCAACGAGUCAGCUAAAAAGUGGCGGAAGCAGAAUCUAAAGCCAAGAUGUGGGGCUUCAAAGUCUACACCUCUAACCACCAUGGUGUCCUGUUUCUCCAGUAACUUCCUGCUUCUCUUACUGCAGAUGCCCCUAAACUCCCCCAUCCUAUUGCACACCAGUUCAUUCCAGGCACUGAUCCCUCAGCUGGCCAGGUCAUACCCCAACAUGGAGGUAGAACUUGAGGCAUCGCCUGAGUCAGAACCACUCCUGACAUUCACCCUUGGGAAUGUGACCCUCUCGCCAGUGAUAGACAUCCAAGCCUUCGCCCUCCUGCCCAACUCCUCCAGCCGCAGGCCACUCUUCCAGCUCAGGGUGAACACCAGUGUUUCCAUCACCAUCAGUGUGAACUCCAGUAGGAUCGUUGGCUCAGUGACCACAGGAAGUAAGCUGAAGCUUGAACUGAAACAAUCCAACGUCAGCGACAUCAAUGUGGAGCUGAUGGAAACCAUCUUCAACUACUACGCACUCAAUACCAUAUACCCCUCUCUCAACGCAAAGCUUGAGGAGGGCUUCCCACUCCCUCUUCCCAGGAAGACCUCCCUCAGCAGUGUGGAGCUCCACAUCCACAAGAACUUCCUGCUCUUAGGAGCCAACAUCAAUUAGGCUGAGGAUGGAGCAGGCAGGAGUAUACAUCACGACCAGGCCAGACCUUGACCUUGUGGAGACCCACAGUUGUUAUCAGUUUUACCAGAGGCUUCUCCAUCUCACUCUACCAAAGCCUUUCCAUUACUUCUAUUUUCUUGAUGCAAUUCUUUCUAUUAAAUUUCAACCUUUUGAUUUUUAUGUAAGCAUAUAAAGCUAAUAAAUCCCUAAAAAUUACUUCAGCUACAUCAUACCAUUCUGAUAUAUAAAAGUUUAUUUACUCAGCUAAUAAGUAGUUUCUAAUUCCCCUAAUGGACUCCACUUUGAAGAAUUUUAUUUUAAAACUACCCAAAUAUAUGUAACUUUGAAACUGAUUAUCCUUAAUCGUAGUAUCAAUUAAAGUCUGUAAGCCUAAUUCUUUGGUAUGUGAGACUUUUUUUAAAGUUGAAACACAAAAAUACCGUAUUUCUAAAUGCUUUUUAUUGAGAAAAAGCAUGUAUUCUGCUUUAUGGCAUCUGGGGACAUUUUAGACCUAAAACGUCCCCCCAAACUCUCAUACAUUUGGAAGGCGACUGUCACGAAUGCACUGUACUCCUCCGCGGAUUCACCCUCUGACGAGCUCUGCAGCCAAAUGUGCUGUUACGGGGCAGGCCCAGUUGGAGUAACAGGCUGGAGUCCCCAUGUCUGGAUCUCAAUUCUUGUGCAGAGUGAAGAGCUGUUCCACGAUGCUCUGCAGAGAGCAGGCAGGCUGCAGGGACAGGCACAG